Lolium perenne is the source of this 1356-nucleotide messenger RNA. Its product is annotated as GDSL esterase/lipase At3g50400. The record is from RefSeq and is a predicted model, not a curated record. Gene Ontology annotation, molecular function: hydrolase activity, acting on ester bonds. NCBI's taxonomy places the organism in Eukaryota, Viridiplantae, Streptophyta, Magnoliopsida, Poales, Poaceae.
UUGGUCUGUCAAAUGAAGAAGAGGAAGACGAUGGCUGGCGCUGCGCUGCUAGCCGCCGCCGCGGUCGCCCUCAUCGUCUGCUCCCCGGCGUCGGCUGCCGGCAACGGACAGAACCGCCGUCGUCGUGCGGUAGUCCUCCCAGCGGUGUACGUGUUCGGGGACUCGCUGGUCGACGUCGGCAACAACGACUUCCUGCCGCCGCCGGCUCCCCAGGCGGGUUUCCCCUGCGGCGUCGACCUCCCUCGCGGCAACCCCGGCCGACGGACCGGGCGGUUCACCAACGGCUACAACCUCGCCGACUUCAUCGCACAACGUGUGGGGUUCAACAUGAGCCCACCAGCUUACCUCUCCUUGACGCCGCAAGUGAGCCUCGACCUCCUGAGCGGUCGGGUUGGGGCCAAUUAUGCUUCUGGUGGAUCGGGCAUCCUCGACGCUACUGGCAAUGGCACGAUCACCCUCCGAGAACAGAUCAAGUUUUUCGCGAACACCAAGGCAAGCAUGACCAAGACCGAUUUGGGCCAUAAUAAGGUCAACCGCUUGCUGUCCCGAUCCCUAUUCAUCAUCAGCACCGCAGGCAACGACUUCUCUGCAUUCAGUUACGGUAGAGCGAACAUGAGCGAUGCGUCGUCCUACAUCGCUAACAUGAUCUCCACCUACCUCAAGCACAUCAAGGUAUUAUACGACCUUGGGGCACGAAGGCUAGGAUUGCUCGAUGCGGUGCCCAUCGGAUGCUUGCCUGGCAGCAGGGCUUCCUCGAUAAACGAUGGCCCUUGCAAUGAUGCCUCCAACUCUCUUGCCCAGCAUUUCAACGCCCUACUCCGGCUUGAAAUGGCCAGUGCCACGGCUGCUUCCAUGCCUGGAAUGGAGUACUCCAUUGCCAGCGUCUACAACAUCAUCUCCGAUAUGAUCUCCAACCCACCGAUUGAUGGACUUGAGGAGGUUUCCAACGCGUGCUGCGGAGGAGGGAGGCUCAACGCGGAGGUCAGCUGCUCGGCGACCUCGAACCUCUGCACAGAUCGCAGCCGGUAUGUGUUCUGGGACAACGUCCACGAGACGCAGGCUGCAUACCAGCGAGCCGUCGCCGCCAUGUUCGAAGGCACGGCGGCGGCAAUGUACACAGAGCCCAUCACCUUCCAGCAGUUGGUCACCCAGAAACAGGUAGCUCCAGGCGCUGGGAUCGAUCUGGAGCAUUCAUCUGCGGACCUGGCUGCUGAGAUCUAGCCAAGUCACAAGGCAGGGCACAACUGUAUGAUUCUGGUCAAUUAGACUUUGGUUGGAAUCGUGCUGGUCAAUCGAAUUCCUUAGAAAAUGAACCUUUUGUGGCGAGAUUCCAUGGUACAUAGGCUCGGUUUGUUU